CCCAGGACUUGGGGGUUUCUUAUAUAUUUUGCUCAACUGUAGCCCAUGGUCACAGUCGUUUUCCACCCGGUGUUCAGACAGCUUCUGUGUAUAGGAGCUUUCUUAUACACGAUUCGGAUUUCGAUCGUCGCCCGUCAGUCAUCCGGUGCCAGUCAAUAACACAAUCCAUCCAACCAACCAACAACCGAGCAAAACGCAUCUAUAUUCUUUUUUCUCGUGGAUUUGCAACAAGAGAAAAGCUGCAUUUUUUUGGUUUAGUUGGUGAUGGGAACUGAGGCGAGAGCAUCGCAGAUUUUGGCACUGGUUUUGGUCGCACUUUUGUCGGGUGCGAUUCGGGCUCAAGCGGAUUCUGAUUUUCCACCUCCUUGCGAAGAUGAAAUAUUUUGCAAGGGCGAGCUGCUGGACACCAUCCAAUCUUCCCAUUUGUACAAGGACUCCAAACAUUUCGUGGACAUGACCUUGAAGAAGAGCAGAGCAGACACUUUAGCAGCUUUCAAAAAACUUCAGUUGGGUUCAGCACCAUUGAGCAGGGUUCACAUCCAGUCAUUUGUGGACCAACACUUUGACCCACCUGGGUCAGAGUUGGAAAUCUGGACCCCACCAGAUUGGAAACCCACGCCAAAGUUUUUGGACGACAUAAAAAACCAAGAAAUGAGAGAAUUUGCUGCAGAACUUCACAACCUGUGGAAACAGUUGGGAAGGAAGGUGAAGGACACUGUCCGGGACAAUGCUGACCGCUAUUCCAUUCUUUAUGUACCACAUGGUACCAUGGUUCCUGGGGGCAGAUUCCGGGAAUUCUAUUACUGGGACACUUAUUGGGUGGUUAAGGCACUGCUCAUCAGUGGAAUGUCGGAAACUGUGAAAGGAAUGCUGAUCAAUUUCGUGGAAAUGCAGCGGAAAUUCGGCUACAUUCCAAACGGAGGCCGGAAGUAUUUCGCACGUCGAAGCCAACCUCCAUAUUUCAUCCCGAUGGUCAACGAAUAUGUUUCUGCCACUGGUGAUCUGGAAUUCCUCAGGGAGAAUAUGGACGCCAUGGAGGAAGAAUACGCUUUUUGGCACAAUCAGCGCUCAACAACAAUCGUGGUGAACGGCAAGGAGCACUUGGUAACACUGUACAACGUGUCUGUGGCUGGACCUCGUCCGGAAUCAUACACAGAAGACAAAGUAAUGGCCAACGUUUUCAAGUCAGAAGCCCAGAAACAGGAUUUUUACGCUGAAAUCAAGUCAGCUUGCGAAUCUGGAUGGGAUUUCAGCUCUCGUUGGUUUGACCAUUUUGGCCAAGAUGGAGCGAACUUGACUGACACGAGGAUCCGGAAUGUGGCCCCCGUGGACUUGAACAGCCUCAUGUCCUACAAUGCUGCCCUAUUGGCUCAAAUGCACAACAAACUGGGCAGGACGGACAAGGCGGAGACGUACUCGAAAAUUGCCAGGACAAGAAAUGACACGAUGCAAGAGGUUUUCUGGGACGACGCUGAUGGGAUUUGGUACGACUUUGAUGUCCAAAAAAUGCAAAGAAGAAAAGCAUUCUACAUCUCAAAUGUGCAUCCACUUUGGACUGGAGUCUAUGGGGUGGAAGGAGGUUUGGACAAAUCUCAAGUGACCAAAAGAGUCAUGGACUAUCUUCAUAGUCAAAAAGUCUUGGACUAUGAAGGAGGUGUUCCAACUUCACUGGUGAAAAGUGAAGAACAGUGGGACUUCUCCAAUGCCUGGUCCCCUGUUCAGCACACUUUGGUGGAGGGGCUCAGGUUAGCCCCCAACCAGGAAGCUAAUAACUUGGCCCACAAGCUGGCCCAGAAGUGGGUGUACAGCAACUGGAAAAGCUACAAGGCUUCAAACCACUCCAUGUUUGAAAAGUAUGACACUAUGUCUCCUGGACAUGCUGGACAUGGUGGAGAAUAUGAAGUGCAGAUUGGAUUUGGCUGGUCAAAUGGUGUAGUGUUGGACUUCAUCCACCAGUUUGGUGACAGUCUGAUUAUAGGCAAACCUGAGGAGGAAGUGCCAAGUUUAAGCUCUAUGGUCAUCCUGGCCAACUGGCUUCACACAUGUCUUGUUAUGUGUUUUGCAGCCAUCAUUGUUUCUAUGUCGGAACUUCAGCAAUGUGCCGUCAGUAUGGUGAUAGUAGGAGAUGUGAAGUUUUUUGUUGAAGGUAGUGAAACGACAGUGAAGAUGUCGGUUGGAUAUUACGCCGCUUAUGCCAGCGGCUCCACUGGUGCUGGAGUCCUGGGCUUGAUGGCGUUGUACUACCUCUUCACCGGCCAAGGAGAUGACAUUGACUUCGGCUGGUUUUUGGAGGAAACAUCGCCUUACAUGUGGGCUGGCGUUGGUGUUGGGCUUGCCGUAGCGUUAUCAGUGGUGGGAGCUGCGAUUGGCAUUUACACAACCGGAUCGUCCAUCAUGGGAGCUGGUGUGCGUGCACCUCGCAUCAAAACCAAGAACUUGAUCUCAAUCAUCUUUUGCGAAGCUGUGGCUAUCUACGGACUAAUUAUUGCAAUUGUCAUAUCCGGCAUGCUCGAGAAAUUCACUGACGCGAAUGUCGAAUGUGAUUCAGACGAAUGCAAACGUGUGAAGGCUGAAAAUUGGUUGGGAGGCUCUGGAGCAGCUUUGGCGGAUGCUGCGAAUCCUAAUCUCUUCGUCAAGAUACUAAUUGUGGAGAUCUUCGGGAGUGCCAUUGGGCUUUUUGGAUUGAUCGUUGCCAUUCUCCAGUUGUCCCACGUGAAGAUGGGCGACAAGGUGUGAAACUUCUACGCACAUGGACCCGUUUCAUCCCACCUAGGAUUCAUUCCUGAUUCUUCUGUAUGUGUGUGAGUGAAUAUGGAUGAGCGAGGAUUGUUGAAAUUGUGCGCUGAAUUUGGAACUAGGUCCGGUCAAUUGCUCCAUAUUUUGGGAUUCAUGUGUGCAAUGUGUCCAUUCCUCAUUCCAGAUGCAGCGAUGUUUUUUUUAUAGUCACUUUUGACUGCAUUCUAUCAUCGCGAGGGUUCUAAAGCAUGUAUGAUGUGAGAGGACGA
Molecule: messenger RNA, 3005 nt
Organism: Notodromas monacha
Lineage: Eukaryota; Metazoa; Arthropoda; Ostracoda; Podocopida; Cyprididae
Source: the annotation of a GenBank genome assembly